This is a messenger RNA of Dreissena polymorpha, 1976 nucleotides long. RefSeq lists its product as uncharacterized. Bases 101 to 1462 code for a protein of 453 amino acids. Lineage: Eukaryota; Metazoa; Mollusca; Bivalvia; Myida; Dreissenidae. The record is from RefSeq and is a predicted model, not a curated record. The transcript has 11 exons.
UUGUAAGACAAUAAUUCCACCAAACUGUGUUAAAUUAAGAGCAUAUUUAACAAACAUUAUUGACGUUAAUUGUUUAAAUACUUGUGAUAGAAGAAUAAACAUGGUCCACGAUAUGACCGGGGUUUCACAGUUUGGGUUUGCCGCCCUGCGACCGAAAAGUAAAGCCAUGUAUACAGGAUUUCUACUAGCUUUUAUUAUUAGGGUUUUGGAGGCCGAGUUAAUAGCAAACCCAUCUAGCACGUGGUAUGACGGGUACAUAAAAUGUCGACAAAGUGGUCUGGACAUGGCUACGUGGUUUGAUGUAACGCCUGACAUGAACAUAACAUAUCCCAUUUGGUUAAACGGCCUCGAAGUGCGGGUCAACUACCUAGACAGCUUCUUCUUAAUACGUAAAUUGCCGAAAAAUGAAUUGGCCUAUGUUUGGUGUGUGAACAGCACAGCGUUCGUGGACAGCAGAAUAAGGAUGACGUUUGAGGAAGGACGCAAAUAUAACCAGAAUCAACCCAGUGGAUCGCAAAUGGAUUUUCCGUUAGUUAAUCAUACAAACCUGCACUUGUUUGGUUUUUCUUCUAUGUAUUGGUAUUGGAUAAAGGCUGAAGAAGUCGGACAAUUUCUAAACUCGGAAGACCUGACUGCGCAAUGUUUUGUGCUCAAAGACAUUGGCGAUAGGCGAAAAGACAACUGUACCAACAAAUAUUCAUUCAUCUGUGUAAAUGCAACUGUUCACGACUAUAUACAUUACACCGGAAAAGAGUCGAGGGUGGAAUACUACGAUCCGACGUCAUCUAGAACACCAGUAACAUCAUCAGCGGUUACUUCAGAGUUUGUGACGUCACUUGUUACGUCGGAAACUUACAUAGGCGUUGAUGUAACCACUAGCGCAGCAAACACCCCGUUUUAUUUGCACGUUUCAACCAGCGACCCUAAAAACGAAAAAUUGGCGAAGGCAUCGUCCAUUAUUAUAUGGGUAUCAACAACUCUGGGCUCAUGUCUGGUUGUACUUAUCGUCAUAAUCGCUUGUUUGUGCAUCAAGAGGAAACAAGGGAGCAACGCUCGAACUGCCUUUCAACAAAACGAUAUUGUACUGCCAUCGAAUGUUCCGCAGGAAGGUCUCGAAGAAAACAGCAUGCAGUAUGAUUCGCUUCCCGACGAUAUAACAGAACGUAAAUUAACACCGUACAACUCACUCCAGAUGAAAGAGAGGCAUCUGUACACUGCCUCGGUGGAACCCAGAUUCAUGUCAACAGAAACGUCUUAUGUAAUUGGUCGAAUAGCCGAGAGUGACUAUCCAGUUGAGACACAGUUUGAAAUGUCAGAACGACAAGAGAACAAUUACGACGGACCGGAAAAUGACGAUCAAGGGGACACAAACUACGAUGAUGUCGAAGUGUCGAAAAAAGACAGUCAAGAGAAAAUAAAUACCGAAUCCGAGGCCAACAUGUCGUAUUGUUUUGUUAAAUAAGGUACACAAUUAAUCAAUGCUUCCAAAAAUGCAUAUAUAUGGUUUUGUUUAAACUUAAACUAUGUAUGGAUAAGAUGUUGAAUUGCUCAACACCAAAUUAAGCUUAUGUUCGCAAAUAUCGAAACGUAUGAUAAGGCAAUUUAAUUAUAAACAAACAAAAAUUGAACUUGUUCUGAAAGUCUGCAACUACAGUUAAAUUUUCCCGGACGUGUUUAAUGUAGAGUGCAUGGAACCAGCAGCUCAGAAAGUUCAUUGUUUAAUCGUCACUGUUAUGUCCCGGCAUUAAGAAGAUAGAAACCGCAUCGGAAUAGUAAAUUGCUAUAUUUCAUUCAAUAAUUAAAUGGCUACAUGUUGUGAACGCUUUAACAAUGCGUAUACAUUGUAUUUAAGACUUUGUGCUUAUAUAGUUUUAAUGCGACUUCUUUUACCAGAAAAAUGAAACAUUUAUUUGUAAUUGUAAUCAAUAAUAUUUACCCCAUCUUAGUAAAAGAAUAAAAUGGUACAUACAAACUAA